AUGGCCACAAAAGUAUCGAAUCGUUCAAAGACACCAUCUUCGCGUGUCCCAGUGCAUAUUUUGGACGAUUUAAGCUCCAAAUUCUUGAUUAAUUUACCGGAUGCUGAGAAGAACGACUUAAUUCGUCUUUUUUUCCAAAUAGAGCUAGCUCAUUGGUUCUUCUUGGACUUUUACUGUACUCAAGAGGAGAAUUCCAUAUAUUCAUGUGGCAUUAAACAGUUUGCAUUGUGCAUUUUUGAGCACAUCCCAUUUCUGAAUCAUCAUUCACAUAAUUUAAAUACAUUAUUGGACGAAUGGAGAUCAUAUAAAAUGUCAGUACCAACUUAUGGUGCAAUUCUAUUGACGGCUGACUUGAAAAAUUGCCUUUUGGUCCAAUCAUUCUUUGCUAAGAAUUCCUGGUCAUUUCCAAAAGGAAAAGUCAAUGAGAAUGAGGAUCCAUGUAAGUGUGCUGUCCGCGAAGUUUAUGAAGAAACUGGCUAUGAUUGUAGUCAAUUGAUAAGCGAGAUUGAUUUUAUUGAAGGACAAACUAGUAAUUAUCAAUAUACUCGACUUUAUGUCGUUAAGAAUGUCCCAAUUGAAACGAAAUUCUGUCCACGUACAAGAAAUGAAAUUAAAGAUUGUUCAUGGUUUACUGUGGACGAAUUACCAACGACAAGAUCCGAUGAUGGAUAUUUUAAGGAUCAAAGGAAAAUUCGUGCUAAUUCAUUUUACAUGAUCUUGCCAUUCAUCUCAAAAUUAAAGCAUUGGAUUGCAAAUGAACGAUUGACAAAAGUCAUUGGAAAUAAGGGAAAGAGAGAGCAGAAAGGCAAGCAUAGCAAUAAGAAAACUUCAUUAUUUGUCAAUAAGAUGCAUCAGAAGCAGCAACAGCAACUCAAUAAUCAUUCUCCAUAUUUUCCAAAUAACAAUAUUAAUAAUAUUAAUAAUAAUGCGGACUAUAAUCGUAAUUUGAAAGCAAGGCACAAGUCUGCGAGUGAUAUAUUGGACUCUAAUAGUCCCUCAACUAGUGGUACCUUUUAUAAUGAUAACUUAAAAUUACAAAAUAACACUUCGACACCAAUCAAUGGACAUCAGCAACAGCAACAACCUGAGCAAAUUAAACGAAGACUUUUCUCGGAAACUAAGGAAAACAUGAGACCUCAACGGAACGCAGUAAAGCCAUUUGCAUUUGACAUUCCAGAGAGCUGGAAAAAUUUUAAAUUUGAUCAUCAAAAGAUCUUCGAUUGCAUGUAA
This is a messenger RNA of Chironomus riparius, 1230 nucleotides long. NCBI's taxonomy places the organism in Eukaryota, Metazoa, Arthropoda, Insecta, Diptera, Chironomidae. The record is from the annotation of a GenBank genome assembly.